Molecule: messenger RNA, 1804 nt
Organism: Arachis duranensis
Lineage: Eukaryota; Viridiplantae; Streptophyta; Magnoliopsida; Fabales; Fabaceae
Product: sialyltransferase-like protein 2
Exons: 12
Coding region: 292-1644 (450 amino acids)
Molecular function (GO): sialyltransferase activity
Source: RefSeq, a predicted model, not a curated record
AAAAAGGAAAUCACUGUCAAUACCUCUAUCUCUCUGACUCGUCUAUCGCCUCUAACUCCCUCAAUCCCUCUGCCAGUCCUCCGCCGUCGCCGGACGCUCUCACUCACUCUGUCUCCGGCCUCCCUCAGUCGCUCAGUCCCUAAUCUCCACCUCCAUCCCGCCGCCUCCGAACUCCGCCGUCUCACCCUCGCCUAUCACAUUCUAACCAUCGCGCCAUCGCGCGUUCUGCUCUGCUCUGCUCCCUCGCUUGCCGUCCAUCUGCGGCUUCACUUCGAAAGUCAGCUGAAUUCAAUGAAGGUUCUGCAAUUGGGCUUGAUGCUCGCUCUGAUCUGUGGAUUUGCAGCUAUUUCCAUCUACAUCACUGGAAUCUCUCAAUUCUCUGUAUGUAUGUAUGUAUCUCGCAGGUAUCAGCUUACAGAUGAAGACACGGAAGCAUUGCUUUCUCUGCAUGACACUUUCGAGAAGUGCGUGAGUGCAAAUGGACUUGGGUUGAAAGCAGCCAAGGGAAGUGAUUAUUGCCAAACCACUAUAACCUUUCCCCGUGACACUAUCCCUAAAUGGAAAGAUCCCAAGACUGGUGAACUUGAAGCUCUAUCGUUUGAUUUUAAUCUCUGUGAAGCUGUGGCUACUUGGGAACAGGUUCGGAACAGUACUACUAUAUUGACCAAGGAAUUUAUUGAUUCUUUACCAAAUGGAUGGGAAGAAUAUGCUUGGCGUAGGAUCAAUAAAGGAAUACUUCUUAACCGCUGCCAGAACAAGACCUUGUGCUUGGAGAAACUUUCACUUGUGCUUCCUGAAACACCACCAUACUUCCCAAGGCAGUUUGGGCGCUGUGCUGUUAUUGGUAAUUCGGGAGAUCUAUUGAAAACAAAAUUUGGGCAGGAGAUAGAUGGUUAUGAUGUUGUCAUAAGGGAAAAUGGUGCUCCAAUACAGAAUUACACUGAGUAUGUGGGUCGGAAAAGCACAUUUCGCCUUCUGAACCGAGGAUCUGCCAAAGCGUUGGAUAAAGUUGUUGAAUUAGAUGAACAAAGGAAAGAGGCUUUGAUAAUAAAAACAACGAUUCAUGACAUCAUGAACCAAAUGAUUCGGGUAUGUUCCCUUGUCAAAAGAAACCAUUUUUCUAAAAUUCUUUUCUCUUUUGGGUAUAAAAAUGUUAUUUUACAAUUGUUUGUAUCAUGCAUUCCAGCAGUUUCUCUUAUCUUUGAUUCUGUGGAUAUGUAUGGUUUCACUGUGGAUCCUGGGUAUAAAGAAUGGACAAGAUAUUUCUCCGAAUCUCGUCAAGGCCAUACCCCAUUGCACGGUAGAGCUUACUACCAAAUGAUGGAAUGCUUGGGACUUAUCAAAAUCCAUUCUCCCAUGCGAGCUGAUCCGAACCGUGUUGUAAAAUGGGUUCCAAGCAACCACAUGAUAAGGGAUGCCAGGAUUGCCUCAGAGAAGUUAUUGGGGAGAGUUGGAGCAGGAUCUGGAAAUCCAUUGAGUGCAUGUUCCAUUAUUAAGAGGCAAGUUAAAAGAAAUCCAGAUACAAUUUCAAAGCUCAGAAAGGCAGCACAGGAUCAUAUGAGGUAUGUGAAGAGCACAACCAUGUAUCCACUAGAGCAUAAUCCUGGACAUGGGUUACUAUGCACCGUGCCUUCUGCCAAGUGAUUGGAAUGUCGAAAGGUUUUUUGCGUUCGGCUCCUUCUGUUGGAAAUCAUCUAACCAGUGAUUUAUUAAUUAUCUGUUCAUUUCUGCAAAAUAUGUGUCAAGUACAUAGAAAAAUGGCAAUGAAGCUUCAUUCUCAUCAAUCUCUCAUAUUCAUUCCUCA